Ficedula albicollis (Collared flycatcher) is the source of this 964-nucleotide messenger RNA. Its product is annotated as profilin-3-like. Bases 354 to 776 code for a protein of 140 amino acids. Gene Ontology annotation, biological process: positive regulation of actin filament bundle assembly; regulation of actin filament polymerization. The record is from RefSeq and is a predicted model, not a curated record. Lineage: Eukaryota; Metazoa; Chordata; Aves; Passeriformes; Muscicapidae. Gene Ontology annotation, cellular component: cytoplasm. Gene Ontology annotation, molecular function: actin binding. The transcript is spliced from 2 exons.
CCGGGGUUUCAGUGAAAGCAGCGCUACAGGAAGUGCGGGCUGGGUGGGAAUCCGCGAGCGCGUCGAAUCCGUGCCUUGGGUUUGGUGGAUGGAGGCGUGGAGGACAGGCAGCAAACGGGGUGCCCAGUGCUGUUCCGCCGCCUCGGGACACCUGAACUCCUGGGAUCCCCUCCGAGAGUUCCCUGUUUGUUGGCAGGGUCUCAGGGAAGUCACUUUGUGGGAUACCCAGCUGCAAGGCAAAUAUGAAGUCAAAUACAGGCUGGAAUGGCAAAUAACGCUGAUGCCACAGGUCCGUCCUCACAGGCAAGGCAAGAGCUUUGUAUUUAUGGCCGAACUCACAAGCUGAAAAUUUCAUGAUCAGUGUGCUGAGAGCAAAGUCCCAGAAGGUAAAAGAUGGGGUAGCUCAGUGUUGGGCAUUUCUGGGAGACUCAGAUAGCCCAGCCGCGACGGAUUUCUGGAUGUACUCCAUCAUCAGCAUCCUGGUGGAGAGGGACAUUGAAGAUGAGGCUGUUGUGGGUCUUUUUGAUAACGGAUGUGUGUGGGCAAUCAAGCCAGGAGACACAGACCAGGAUCAGAAAAUGUUCCUGUUAGUGGGAAUAGCCAUAGAUGGUAAAAAGUGUGGUGGGAUUUGUGAAAUCCUGCUGGUGGAUGAAGACAAGGUGAUGGAUGUCAGAAGCAAAGGCAGUGACAGCAGAUCUAUCCCUAGUGGCAUGACUCCCAGACCACUGAUCUUCCUCUUGGGCAAGAAUGGAGUCCACAGAGGAGUCCUUAUUUAAAAAGACCAGGAUGUGACUGUGAGCAUGAAAGCAUGGCACAAAUAGUGCCAAAGAGACAGACAGCUGCCCGAGCACAGAGAAGGGAAUUAAAGGGAGUUAAACCUGGUUUUGCUGCUUCUUUCAGAUGAAGCUGCUGAGCAGGCAGCAGUGCUGGGACACCAACAGUCCACCUGAGCAGGUGUGGUACA